GUACCAUACGUCAAUGAUGACAGCAACCUCAAUGAGACCAUGUGGUAUGUCUUCAAGAGUACUAAAGGGUUCUCUCGUAUACCGUCAACCUGUGUGGCCCAGAAUCACUGUGGAGCUACAGCCCCAGGUUAUAUGCAAGGAGCUUUACCUACAGUCAGUGAGGGUAUUGUGAAAAGAAAGGUUUGCUUUCAUAAUAAYGGAGACUGUUGUCAGUACAGUKUGGAUAUCUAUGUGCGCAACUGCUACAUGUUCUAUGUCUACAAMCUGAAGAAGUUGGAUUCAUCUUGGAAGGCAAGAUACUGCAUYGAGGACUAUAUGAAUGAAAACCCCAGCAAGAUGUCUUAUUCRUCUGAACAGCCAAAUGCUCUAAGGAAUCACGUGACUAAACGGCUAUACCAAGUAACCAAUCACUAUCAGUGUAUGACAUACUGUAAUCUUAGUAACGGAUGCAAGUCCUUUAACUACAAUGAAGCCUUGAUGACAUGUGAGCUGAAUAACGCAACUGCCAACGUAUUUCCUCAACAUUUAGGAAUCAGAGAACAUUAUCGAUACUACGAUUUACUAACAUGAACUGAGAAACUAUGAACUGAGAAAUAUCUCAUCAUGGACCAUAUCGAGAAAAAUGUACAAAAGGCAUAUACAGUGACGCCAUUAUUUUGUGCAGCAAAUCAUGAUGGUAGCUGUAGUCCUCGCAUUUUUCAAAACCCCUAUAGCCUGAUAGCUAAAAUAUCUCAUUAAAAGCAGUUUUUACAUAUUUUUCUUUUUAGAAACGGCACAAAUACUUUUAUUUUCGCUUAGACAAAGCAAAAACAAUUAGGAGGACUGUAUUAGCGGACAUAUAAAUGUGCGAGGACUACAACUACCAUCAUCCUCUGCAGCACAAAAUGGYGUCGCCAUUUAAUAACCAUCCUUUCGCUUGAUCAAAACUGAAAAAACUACCUCGGACUAUCUUAUAUCAACAACAAGGCUCAAAUGAUUUCAAUCUAACAUUGCGARAGCGCAUUUUCCCCAUAUGCGUCAUUCUUUGAUAAUGCUGUUCUUUUCGACAAAAUAGAGGGAGAGAACAGCAGCAACAAGAUUGUUUGGAAUUUUGGAAUUAUACCUUUUUCAGACUGCUCCCAAUAUGUUGUAUACAGUACUUUUAUAGUUUUUGUAGUUUAUAAUAAUAAUAAUAAAUGAAAUUUAUAUAGCCCCCUCACUAUAAAUAUUCGAUGGCGCUGUUUACAGUAAA
Exaiptasia diaphana is the source of this 1231-nucleotide messenger RNA. RefSeq lists its product as uncharacterized. The transcript is spliced from 2 exons. Bases 40 to 570 code for a protein of 176 amino acids. The record is from RefSeq and is a predicted model, not a curated record. NCBI's taxonomy places the organism in Eukaryota, Metazoa, Cnidaria, Anthozoa, Actiniaria, Aiptasiidae.